Molecule: messenger RNA, 636 nt
Organism: Trichomonas vaginalis G3
Lineage: Eukaryota; Parabasalia; Trichomonadida; Trichomonadidae
Exons: 1
Coding region: 1-636 (211 amino acids)
Source: RefSeq, a predicted model, not a curated record
AUGCGAACUCGAAAUCGUACUCCAUUGCAAUCACUCUGCCUUGAUAUUCUAGAGCAAUUGAUUCAGCCGGAGUCAUUCGCAAAAAAUCAAUACCUAGUUUCUCAUGUAGAUGAUAAAAAUUGCAUAAAAAUUUCCAAUUUACUUGGUGCAAGGGAAUUUUUUAAAGCAAGAGUUGAUGCAAGAGAACUAGCAUUAGCAAUCAAAUCGUCUCCAGAGUUUUUAAAGCAAUACAUUAAAAGUGAUUUAUUUAAGCUCCCAUUCGUUGUUGAUACAAAGUCCCUUAUAUUACAGAAAGUUCCUAACGACUUAACCGUUAACCAAAUGAAAAUAUUUAUUUAUAAUUUAACAGGAACUCAAGAAAAAGUGUGCGAGAAAAAAAAUUCAGAUAUGCAUAUUACUUUCCCUGAUUUUCGGUCAUGCAUUGCGUUCUGGAGAGCUUUGAAUUAUUGUAUGCUCGAAGGACAUCAUUUAAGCGCAAUUAUUUCACUUACGAAUGUACCUGAUAGAUUGAAAACAAUGUCUCGUUCUCAAUCUAUGCAAUUCAAGUCUAAGUCGCCAAUACCAAGGCCAGAAAAACUUCCUCAUUUGCAGAUUACUUUAGCUCCUAAGGACACGAAUUUCCCAAAGAACGAGUGA